CAUCCGGGGCCCUGUGGCCGCGGCACGGUUGCCAUGGCAGCGGGGCUGCUGGCAGGCCUCCCACGCUAAGGGCCGAUCUCGCAUCGCCCAGGAGGCCGCGCAGCGCCGCCACUAUGAGUCAGGGCACCGCGGAUCUAGCCUCGGAGACGGGAGAUGACAGUCUGUCUGCAAUUACCUUUGAUUCCGACUUUGAGACGAAAACGAAAAGGAAAGGUUUCCACAAACCUCCUUCCACAUCACCAAAGUCACCUUAUUACUCCAAGCCCAAAAAAGUGACAUCCUGGCGGUCUUUGAAGACAGCAGGGAGCAUGCCUCUGAGCAACAGAAUGUCCUUGACCCCACAGAAGCUGUGGCUGGGAACCUCGAAGCACGGUCACGUCUCUGGAAAUUCUGUCUACAGAGAGAAAGAGGACAUGUAUGACGAGAUCAUCGAGUUGAAGAAGUCCUUACAUAUGCAGAAAAGUGAUGUGGAUCUGAUGAGAACAAAGCUUCGGCGCUUGGAAGAGGAGAACAGCAGAAAGGAUCGGCAGAUAGAACAGCUUUUGGAUCCAGGUCGAGGCCCAGACUUUGUGCGAACCCUGGCCGAGAAAAGGCCUGACACUGGUUGGGUUAUCACCGGGCUCAAGCAAAGAAUCUUCAGGCUGGAGCAACAGUGCAAGGAAAAGGACAACGCUAUCAACAAACUGCAGACGGACAUGAAGACCACCAACCUGGAGGAGAUGCGCAUCGCCAUGGAGACAUACUACGAAGAGAUCCAUCGUCUGCAGACCCUCCUGGCGAGUACUGACGCCUCAGGAAAGAAGCCCAUAGUGGAGAAGAAGCUGGGUGUGAAGAGGCAGAAGAAGAUGAGCAGCGCCCUGCUGAACUUGACCCGGAGCGUUCAGGAACUGACAGAGGAGAAUCAGAGCCUGAAGGAGGACCUGGACCGCAUGCUGAGCAAUUCCCCCACUGUCUCCAAAAUAAAAGGUUACGUAGACUGGAGCAAGCCCCGGCUGCUGAGGCGCAUCGCAGAGUUGGAAAAGAAAGUGAGUUCUGCAGAAAGCCCAAAGUCAUCUACUUCAGAGCUGGUCAAGCCGAAUCCCCUAGUCCGCUCCUCUUCCAACAUCUCAGUGCAAAAGCAGCCGAAAGAGGACCAGUCCAAAGAGGACCAGCCCAGAGAGGAUUCGCCUGAGGACCAGGAGCAUCUCCGAGGAACCCUGAAGAUCCUGAAAGGGGAGCGGAGCACACUGCAGGCCCAGCUGCUGGAGAAAGAUGUGGAGAUGAAUAAGUUGCUGCAGGCCAAGAUGGACUUGGAGAAGGAGCUGGAGUUGGCCAGAGAAGGCGAGAAGGAGAGACAGGAGCAGGAGCGGGCUUUGAGAGAGGAAAUUGAAGCACUCACCAACAAGUGUCAAGAACUGGAAGAAGCUAGGAGACAAGAGAGAGACUCUACUGUAGCAGUCACCCAGGAGGCCCACCCAGAGCUCCACGCAUCAUCACCCUGCAGUGGUCACUCUAAGCCAGACUCUGACGGUGAGCCCAGUUCCCACAACAGUACCGGCCAGGGGGCUGUCUCCCAACCACCCACCCUAUGCUCCGAAGAGAGGAGGGAUGCUGCCGUCAGAACCCUGCAGGCCCAGUGGAAGGCCCACAGACACAAGAAAAGAAAAGCAGCUUUGGAUGAGGCAGCAACUGUGCUCCAGGCGGCCUUCAGAGGACACCUAGCUCGUUCGAGGCUGUUACGAAGCAAAGCCCUGGCCUCCAGGUCUCCCAGCCUGCCGGACCUUCCCAGCAGUCCCAGCCAGCUGCAGAGGUCUCCCACACCUCGUGUCCCAAGCCCCAUCUCCCCGCCUGAAGACAGUCCAGUACAAGAGGAAGCCAUUACUGUCAUCCAGUCCAUCCUCCGGGGAUACCUGGCCCAGGCCAGGUUCAUUGCCAACUGUUGCAGAGGGAUGGAAGCCUCAUCUCAGAGGAGAGCUGUCUCAACCACGCCCUCAGAAUCCACCUCCCCACCCUCCCUAGCAGCUUCUCCUGGAGCAAUAAGAGUGGGGCUCUGUCCCAAGGAGGAGCUGAGAGAGACCGCUGCAAUUGAACCUGCCCCCUCUCAACCCUCAGCCCCCAACUCCCCCCAGGGUGGCCACUGGGACUGUCCACCCCCUUCUGGUCUAGAGGCUGUGCCUCUGUCCAGUGUCAAGGAUGUCAUAUGCUUGGAUGUAUGUGAGGAAAGGAGCAGCAGUGCCGCAAGUACUCAGCCAUCCCUGGUGGCGUCCUCUUCCCCAGGACUGCAGCACAUGUCACCACCCCCUGUGGAGGAUGUCUGCUCCGAUGACUCGGAUGACAUUAUCUUUUCGCCAUUUCUGCCCAGGAAGAAAAGCCCCUCCCCAUUCUAGGACCCCAGUCAUUGCCUCCGGGUGAGGUGGCUGUGGGGACAGGUUAGAGGACUCGCUAACUGAAUUUUAGAAGAUGACCUAUCUUGCUAGGGAAAGAGCCCUGCCUCAGGAACACCUCAGCCAUCAGUUUUCUUAUGUGUUGUGCCUGUGCCUGGUGGCUCUAUACUGCUCUCUGGGAAGGGUGGGCAGCCGCCUCCCACUUCCUUCUCUGGUUGCAGCCCAUGUGUUUCCAGUGCCCACAGAUAUGUGCACUCUUAAGUCAGGGCAGCAAGGAGACCUGCAAAGGCAAGAACUCUUGCAAUGUCUACCACCUGCCCUUGACCCUGGCAUUGUCAGCUGCCGUUGAGAUACAGCCUUCCUCGUCCUGUGCUGCCUAGUGCCUUACAGAUCACACAACUAAGUCUCCUGUUCCCAUAGCAGAAUGCAGUCAUCUCAAAGUCAACAAGAAGCUAUGGACAUCAGGGUCCCCAACCAAGCCCCUGUCCCAUGAGCUCCUUGUUCCCCUUUCUGUAUUCUCCCAUCCCUUCCAUCCCCUCCUGGGAGAAUGAACUCUUGGAAAAGCACCAGGCAGUGGCACACUGAGUGGCAUAGCAGCUAUUGAGAGGCAACAAGAUGACAGAUACACAGGUCACCCAGAGACAAGGCAGAGAGCAAGGCCAGGAGGCAGCCCACCAUCCCAGAGGAGAUAAGUCUCAGGGAAGAACAAAUUCCAAUGUAGACCUAGGGACAGCCCUGUCACCUGGGUAUGCAGAGGCAUCUGCAGGCCACCAGUGCCACCUGGACCACACAGUAGCCAGUAGCUUGAGAUAUUGGUCCCUUGUUUGUGAACUUAGCCACUGUCAGUGGGUGAGAAUGAGGAGCUUUGGAGUUAGACAGGGUUUUAGAGGUAUCCAGGCUCCAUGUACUCCAGGUCUGCUGCCCAAGUUUCCCUGCUAGAGUGCCUGUGGGACUGGCUGCCUGCAGUAUCCAUAGAUCAUUGGGGAUGGGACUUCCAGACCCCAUGGGACUGGCUUUUGUCUUAGGAAAAAACCUAAUGCUACAAGGUUCCUCCUUAGACUGGACUAGUAAGGACACCAAGAGAUUUGCUCUUAGGGACCAUUUAAUCCUGGCCAUCCUCCACAAAACACCUGCCUGAUGCUGCACACAGCAGCCUGGACAUGAGAACCUCAGGAUGGGCAUGAGAACCUCAGGAUGGGAGCUAGGCUUGACAGCCAGAGGCCAGGAAGAGGGAGCCCAACGUUGUCUACCUACCCAGUAAGUGCCCCUAAUACUGGGAUGGGACCAGGCACAGCUGUCUAGCCCUUUUCUCCACCAGGAGGCAAAAAGCAACUCGGCUAGGUCCCUACUAGCUCAGUUUUUUAUGCACUUGGUCUUUGGGCUGACUGCCAAGUUAGUUUUCUUCCCCUUGAACUGAUGGUAAUUUUACCAAAUGGCAGCCGACUGGAACCCUCUAGAUGUAUCUGCUUCCCUACCACAACUUGUGUGUGUUCCUGUAAUUGAUACCACCACUUGAAGCUUCAGACCCACCCACAAAGGCACAAGUAGGUGUCUAUGGGUGGCCCUCAAGUGCCAGGGGUCCUUAUAUGGCUACUCUGUUUCCUCUUAUUUAACACUAGCCAUUGGUGCAUUGACUGUUGAGAGUGAACAAACAGUCAGGAGUUCUAUGUUGGUGGGGGAUGCAGGGUGGGAACGUUCAUUUUGGCUGCCCCCAUCUCAGGAAAAGGGGCAGGGUCUAUAUGUCUAAGGCUGACCUUAGACACCCAGCCUGGCCAGCGGACAGUGAGGUCAAGAUCAGCCCCUGCACUUGAGUUUUCUGAGAACAAGCCCCUGAAAACAGGAGAGCUAUACACCCCCUGAUCUUUGGUGCAGCCGCUAAUCUAUUAAAGGUAAACCUGUCUUGACACUA
Messenger RNA from Mesocricetus auratus (golden hamster), 4272 nucleotides. It is a transcript of the gene Iqce, whose product is annotated as IQ motif containing E. NCBI's taxonomy places the organism in Eukaryota, Metazoa, Chordata, Mammalia, Rodentia, Cricetidae. The transcript is spliced from 22 exons. The record is from RefSeq and is a predicted model, not a curated record. The coding region runs from base 114 to 2366 and encodes 750 amino acids. Gene Ontology annotation, molecular function: protein binding.